AGCGGCGGCCCAAGAUGGCGGAGCUGCAGCUGGACCCGGCAAUGGCGGGGCUGGGAGGGGGUGGCGGGAGUGUGGUGGGCGAUGGGGGCGGCUCGGGCCGGGGACCUCCCAGCCCACGCCCUGCCGGCCCCACACCCCGGGGACACGGCCGUCAGCCUGCUGCCGUCGCGCAGACACUGGAGCCCGGCCCCGGACCUCCGGAGCGGACGGGGGGCGGCGGGGCAGCCCGCUGGGUCCGUCUCAACGUGGGCGGUACCUACUUCGUGACCACCAGACAGACCCUAGGCCGGGAGCCCAAGUCCUUCCUCUGCCGCCUGUGCUGCCAGGAGGACCCGGAGCUGGACUCGGACAAGGAUGAGACUGGAGCGUAUCUGAUUGACAGAGACCCUACCUACUUUGGUCCUAUCCUAAACUACCUCCGCCAUGGAAAACUCAUCAUUACCAAGGAGUUGGCAGAAGAAGGUGUGCUGGAAGAAGCAGAGUUUUACAAUAUCGCGUCUCUCGUGCGGCUGGUUAAGGAAAGGAUACGGGACAACGAGAACAGAACUUCACAAGGCCCCGUGAAGCACGUGUACCGAGUCCUCCAGUGUCAAGAGGAAGAGCUCACUCAGAUGGUCUCCACCAUGUCUGAUGGCUGGAAAUUUGAACAGUUAAUCAGCAUUGGCUCCUCCUAUAACUAUGGAAACGAAGACCAGGCAGAAUUCCUCUGUGUUGUCUCCAGAGAACUAAAUAAUUCUACCAAUGGCAUCGUCAUAGAGCCAAGCGAAAAGGCCAAGAUUCUUCAGGAGAGAGGCUCUCGAAUGUAAACAGAGAAUCAGAAGUUUUGGAUCCCUGAAGGACGAGAGCAAUCAGCCAAGCAGCUGCGACGGGCGGCCCUGCACCUGUACAGUAACUGAGCCACUGCAAAGAACAGCUGCGCCUGGCCCCGAGAAGCGGCGUCCGGCCACACUGGAGGAGCCCCCCGCCUGGACGAAGACAGUGCGCCUCUGGCCUCAUGGCCCCUUUUCAGAAACCUGCUCCUGUUUCCUAGCCAGUGCUAGAGCAGACCUCACAACAGCCUCUGGGUCGGGUCCCUGGCUGGAGCCUUGUGGGGAGCUGGGGGAAAGGGAGGAAGGUCUAGCUCCCUGGAACAGUCUAGAUGCUAAAAGCCGGAGCAGAGGAAGAAGGCUGUCCGGAGCCGAGCCCUGGUCUCAGCCUGCCGGUGCCAUGAUGGACAUCAGCAGCUGCAUGGACUGUUCUUCCCUGACUAGGCUUCUUUGAGGUUGGCAGGGAUUCCGUGUUAGUGUGUUGGACCGAGGGUUUGGUACAGAAUAAAGCGGCCAAAGGACCACAAUCCCAUGACCAGGGCCUCAGAGGCAGGAGGAUAAGGUGUCCUGGCUGUGGUUGGAGCAUGGGAGUUGCUGUUCCCAUUGCCUUGAGUGGCAUCACCCGGUGUCUCUCACAGCCGGGCCCCUCAUAGCCCACCCUCACCCAGGAGGUUUGAGGCUGCGGCGUCCUCAGCCGUGCUAGAUGGACAGCAGCACUAAGCAGUUGGUGUGAUUGCUUCUGCAGCCUUUUCUUACCUGGUCGACCCCGUCUUCCUCCCCCAGCUUCUUGGACUGGACCAAAGAGAAAGGACUUUGUGGACCCUCUGUGAUGGCUUGGGGUGAGGAAGGCUAUUUCUAUGGACGCUGCCAAAUGUCUCAUGUUGUCAUAGCUAAAAGUGGUGGUGUUUUUGUGAUUGUCUCUUGAACUGCACUGACUGCUAGGUGA
This is a messenger RNA of Rattus norvegicus (Norway rat), 1752 nucleotides long. It is a transcript of the gene Kctd2, whose product is annotated as potassium channel tetramerization domain containing 2. NCBI's taxonomy places the organism in Eukaryota, Metazoa, Chordata, Mammalia, Rodentia, Muridae. The coding region runs from base 15 to 806 and encodes 263 amino acids. The record is from RefSeq and is marked validated. The transcript is spliced from 6 exons. Gene Ontology annotation, biological process: protein homooligomerization.